Molecule: messenger RNA, 4416 nt
Organism: Fusarium coffeatum
Lineage: Eukaryota; Fungi; Ascomycota; Sordariomycetes; Hypocreales; Nectriaceae
Exons: 3
Coding region: 1-4416 (1471 amino acids)
Biological process (GO): RNA export from nucleus; protein import into nucleus
Cellular component (GO): nuclear pore
Molecular function (GO): protein binding; structural constituent of nuclear pore
Source: RefSeq, a predicted model, not a curated record
AUGCUUGGGAGCGCCGCAGGAACAGGAGGUAUGACCACUGGGUCUCCUCUGGAGACAAUUCAGACAGAUGACUUAGGAUUUCUUUCUAUCGCCGGUGAUGCGAAGGUUCGCCUCACAUCUCCGUGGACAUCUCUCCCAUCUUCCACCGCGUCGCUACUCAGCAUCGCUUCGCGCAAAGGCCUUGUCGCUGCUGCUGGACCCGAUCAAGUCAUCAUCGCCACCACCGAGUCCGUAAGAAAGGCCUUCGAGGCACCCCAAGAUGGCGACUCAGAGGUUCGCGGCUUCGAGCCUCAGCUCAAAAUUCCAAUGCCGAUGCGGGUUUCGCAACUAUCUUUCACCGCAGACGAGAACUAUCUGAUUCUUUCAGCGGAAUCUGGAGGUGGUCUGGCCGUGUAUGAAGUCCAGAGUCUGCUCUCUGGAUCAACAAAUUCCGCCUUCGAGCUGUCAACAAGUGGUGAAACGCUACGCGCCAUGAUACCGAACCCCACAUCUGAGAAGGCCGAGCUUUGUGCUAUUGUCACGAAUAACGGUAAUCUGCAUAUGGCGAAUCUCAAAGACCGUCAGAUUAGCAACCCUCUGAAGAACCAGGUUAGCUGUGUCAGUUGGAGUGCGAAAGGCAAGCAGCUAUGUGCUGGCCUGGGCGAUGGUACCAUUUUCCAAAUGACACCAGAAGGAGAGGGUAAAGGGGAGAUUCCCAAGCCUCCUAACGUGGACGACUUUCAUGUAUCCUCCCUUACUUGGCUAGAGAACCACCUCUUCCUUUCGAUCCAUACUUCGAAUAACCAGUCACCACCCAAAUCUCUCUAUCACCUUAUCACGCGCCAACCACCGUCUUCUUACAACUUCCAACAGCUGACCGACCCUGUCGAGCCGUUUGGCUCAGAUAAGGCGCCACAUCACUCAAUUCUACGUCUCCGAGACUUCCCACCUGCCCUCCAAGACAUGCUCAUUGUGGCUUCUACUGCGGUCUCGGAAAUGGGUAUAUUGACACGGUCCAAAACUCCUCUGGCUACCGACAAGCCCGCGGAUUCUAUCACAGGAGUCUUCACACUCACAGAAUUCUUGGACGACACCAAGAGACCGACACUCCCCAUGACUGAUUCCAUGGACGAUGCAGUCCCGAUUGGUGUCGCACUCGAUCUUUCCAGCAAGGACAAGGUUUAUAAGCCAAUCCCGUCAGACGUCGAACUAGAGGAGUCGCCAGGACCACUUCCAGGGUACUGGGCACUUACGCAUGAUGGUGUGCUCUGCGCUUGGUGGAUAGUCUACAAUGAGUCAAUUCGACAGGGCACUUCGUAUCCUCAUCUGGCUGCGGUUGAGGGUACGGCUCCCGCAACGCCAGCGCCAGCCGCCCAGCCCGCUCCUGCAGCUUCGGCAUCGCCCUUCGGAAACCCUGGAGCAUCUGCUUUCGGGUCGACUGCUCAGCUGGGGCAGAAGUCAUCCCCAUGGGGUAGCAACGCUAGUUCUGCGGCUCCCAGCACAGGAGGCGCUGUAUUUGGAUCGAGUGGUUUCGGUAGUGCGGCUCCCUCUUCCGCCCCUGCGUUCGGUAAACCCAGCUCCAUUGGCUUUGGGCAGUCAUCUCAGCUAGGGUCAAAGAGUUCUCCUUGGGCUUCUGCAGCAGGCGGAGCUUCGGCCGCGACUCCUGCCUUUGGCCAGUCAGGAUUUUCAAGCUUUGCGAAUAACAAUAACUCCAGCCCGUUUGGCCAAGCAGCAGCCAAUGGGCAGUCUAGCACACCGACCUCGGGAGGAUUCGCUGGCUUUGCCAGUAAGAGUGGCUUUGCUUCUGUGGGCAACGAAGGAAAUACCAGCGUCUUCGGCAGUGGAAGUAAACCAGCAGGCAGCCCCUUCGGAUCAACGUCCAACGCAGAGACUGCUUUCCCUGCUAAACCGUCUUCUGGUAGUCCAUUUGGCUCGACACCUUUUAAACUUCAAAGCUCAUUUAAACCUGAUGGGUCUGCUAAAGAUGACAAUCCUAAGCCAACUGGUUCUUUGUUCGGUAGCAAUUUUGGCUCUGCUCUUACCGAUGCCAGUAACAAACCCGCCGUUACAACCCCUACACCAAGAGAUGAAGAAGAAAUGGACACCGCUGGACCGACAGAAGAAACUCCUCAGUCGAAACCUAAGGAUACAGUCUUCACACAACAGAGUCCUGAAUCUACCACUCCAACCACUACACCCGCGCCUUCCAAAUUUGGCUUUGCUACAUCUCCCGCACCGCAAGCAUCUGCCUUUGGACAGCCAUCCAAGUUUGGUUCUACUGGCGGGCUUUUCGGAAACAAGUCAGAGGCACCGAAGCCAAGCGGUGGCCUGUUUGGAUCUACCUCAAGUACCCCCAAGCCAAGCGGCAGUUUGUUCAGCUCAACCUCGGAGACACCCAAGGCUAGCGGAGGUUUGUUUGGUUCACAACAGAACACGCCCAAAGCAAGCAUUUUUGGCACCCAACAGAAGUUUGACAGUUAUACGGGAAUGUUUGGCCAGAAGUCCAGCAAGACCGAGUCUCCCAAGGUCAAACAGGAAGAAGAUGAUGCGCCCCUUCCUCCGGACCCGACUCCCAAGGCCAAUCCCUUUGCAUCGCCUGCCGCUUCAGCUAAACCCGAGGCCGCUCCCCUCCCGCCUGACUUUACAUCCAAGCCGGCAAAGUCCACGACCAAGCCGGCCGAGGCUGCCGAUGCUCCAUUGCCACCGGACUUUGUCAAUGUCUCCAAACCUACAGAAAAAGAGACUGGGGUUUCUGAUGCCCCCUUGCCACCUGACCCAACCGUUUCGUCAAAGCCUAGGUCUAUCUUUGAUAAGCCAGAGGGUACACCAAAGGCACCGUCUUCCCUCUUCCCUGCCGUCGCCGGACCCCCCUCAAUUGAUAGUGACGACGAGGUUGAUGACGAAGAGGAAGAGGAAGAUGAAGAGGAGGAAGAUGAGGAUGCAGAGGAAGAAGACGACAACGGCUCAGAAGGUAGUGGCGUAGAUGUCGCUAAAGACCUUAGCCCUACUGUCAGCAAUCUUUCGCCUGGCUAUACACCUCAAAGCUCGUUUGGUGGUCCGAACCAUACUCUUGGAGCUUCUCGUACGAACCAAGAAGGGUCACGACAACUGUUUGGCGAACUCAGCCGCAAUGCUCCUGUGUUCCCACGUCCCAACGCGACCAGCCCUCGCUCCCCAAGUCCAGUCCGAGGGGCGGUACCAAACAGGGUUGUGAGAUCAGAUAAUAUGAGGUCGGUUAGUGCCCCCGGAAUACCUGCAAACCUUCGUGGAUCCAGACAGUCUCGAAUGGGUGCUUCGAUCACUAGUAAAGACGUUAGCUCGGCUGAGGAUCCAUUCGUGGCACAACACCGGAAGAUGAAAGCCAAACAGGAGGCUGCAGAGACUCAGCCAUUGGUCGAUGAGGAAGACGACGAAGUCCACAGACUUCUGGCGUCAGAAGUUGAAGGAAGCCUGACCAUGGAUGAAUUCAUCGCGCACUCAAACGUUGCCCCUCCUGCCAAGGAGAGUAUCCCAAGCCAAGUUGAAGCCGUUUAUCGGGACAUCAACUCCAUGAUCGAUACCCUUGGCUUGAAUGCCCGAACUGUCAAGUCCUUCAUUAAGGGACAUACGGAGAACCGAAAGGAAAGCGGACGUGGCAAGGAUGAUCUUGACACCCCCGAGGAUUGGGUUCUUUGCGAGAUCGAUGAGCUUGGCGAGGUUUUGGAUAAUGAGCUGUAUGCUGAUCUGGAAGAUGGACGUGUUCGUGACUUGGACGACAAACUCGAAGCCUGCCACGAACUCACCAGAGACAUGCAUCGCCUUCGAGCUAAACAGGAUGAUCUUAAGCAGAUCCUCAUGAUCAGAACCGAUCCCGAGCAGGCAGAAGUAACAAAGUCUAUGCCACUAAGCGCAGAACAAGCAACCCAACAAAACGAACUCAGACGAGAGUUUGCCAAGUUCUCCAAGCUCUUGGUCGAAGCUGAAGAAGCAUUGACGUUGCUGAAGACCAGAAUUGCAGCUGCUUCGAGUGCUUCAGGCAAGGGUAAAGCAAACGUUCCCACAGUUGAUGCAGUGAUUCGCACCAUUGGCAAAAUGACUGCCAUGGUGGAAAAACGCAGUGGGGAUAUUGAUGUUCUCGAAAACCAGAUGCGUAAGGUCACCAUCAAUCCCGCAAGUCGAGAAGGAUCUCCAAUGGUUACCCCUCAGGGAAGACGAAGCGUCAUGUUCUCUCCUGAAGGAACCCCUGUUCGCAAUCUUCGCCAUAGCUUCGCAGCCAGCAUGUCGCUGGGCGCAUCCGUACGAGCUACAACCCCACGCAAGAAGCUCAGUGGUUACAGCCAAGAGGAGAAGGGUGGUUUGAUGCAACAGAGGGCUCGCCGACAGGCUGUACUGGGCAAGUUAAAGAGCAGCGUCGAGAAGCAAGGUGUUAGUGUUUGGACUAUGGAGGAUAUUGAGUAA